Molecule: messenger RNA, 1023 nt
Organism: Aureobasidium namibiae CBS 147.97
Lineage: Eukaryota; Fungi; Ascomycota; Dothideomycetes; Dothideales; Saccotheciaceae
Exons: 3
Coding region: 1-1023 (340 amino acids)
Source: RefSeq, a predicted model, not a curated record
AUGGACAACCCGGACAUCAAGGCAUACUCAGAGACCCAAGCUCCCUGCUACCGCUUUGCCGCGUCGGGCAACUGCAGCGGCUGCGAGAAUGAGCAUCACCCAAACGUCAGCCCAGCUCUCGUAGGCAUGAUUGUACCCCAGCAUUACAGAGUCUCCAACGAAGUAGGAAUAGCUUGCCGGCCCUGUAUCGAGAAUAUGAGAGAGUGUGACAAGCAGUCUCAUCAUCCUACAGAUGAGCGUGAUCCUUGCUCAGAGUGCCGUCAUUUCGGCGGUGAGAAAGUCCAGUGCCAACUGUCAUGGAGUAUGAGCUACAACGACGCUGUCUAUCGACAGAUGCUCGUGCGCCACGGAGAUCACGAGUACAAGCUUCCCCCCUUCGUCCAAGCACGUAGCAAGGGCCCCAUGCCGACAGAGCGCGUCAAGACCGACUGGCAAGGUCAAAGUGCAGAAUUUCUGCUGGCCAAAGGCGACUUCCUGCCCACAGGGGUGCGUGACUGUCCAAGGGCGUUCACAGUGCCUGCACGCGAGAGCAGCCAGCGCAUCAAGAACAAGAGAUUCCUCGCCAACCAAAGUCAAAGGCUCUCGCAGUCGUCCCCUCUGGCAAUACACUCACAACCAUGGCAAGGAUACUCGCAGUCUUCGUUCAUGACCCCUCAUGGACCCACACAGCCUGUCGUGUGGCCAUCGCAACCACCACCAGUCCCACCCAUGAUCUGGGCACCUCACCCAGUACUCUGGACUCCGCAAUACGCAGCUGGUCAUCAAAUGCCAUACCCGCACAUGCCAUACCCAUUUCAGAUGCCCGCAUCUCUUCCACGACGUCCGCACUUUCCCUCCCGUGCGCCGCCACCACCGCCGCCCUCCUUCCCCGUGAAUUCGAAUCGCGUUACCUCGUCCUUGCAGCCUCCCUCAUCGUCACCAAGAAGAUCUGUGGCUCCCGCACACAAUCAGCAAUCAUACAGGAAGAAGCUUUUCGGUUAUGACGGCAUCUUCUCGACAGAUGCGCUCCAGCGCGAGACAUGA